Molecule: messenger RNA, 3528 nt
Organism: Stylonychia lemnae
Lineage: Eukaryota; Ciliophora; Spirotrichea; Sporadotrichida; Oxytrichidae
Source: the annotation of a GenBank genome assembly
AUGGAUAGUGAUCUGUUUUAAAAGUACUUGGAGCACUGUGUGCUUUUCAUCUAAAAGGUCUGGAAAGGUUACUACACCAGGAGAUACUUCAUUCAAAAUCUCCUAAUGAAAUACAAAAGAAGAAGAGUGAUGAAUGCUGUGGUAUAAGGUUGGAAAAUUAGAAGAAUUCUCACAGGAUGUAGAGAAGUAAUCGCUAUUAAAAGAGAUUUGGUUGAAAUUAAACAAAUGUUUGGCCAGACUAAAGGACCUAAAGACCCUAAAAAUAUUCAAAUAAUGCAGUAGAGGAAGAAGAAAAUAGAGGAACUUUGUAGGGUUGUGCCAAAUCUGUACAAAAAAGGAAGAUGGAUAUUUUCACUGCAAAAGAAAUUGAAAGUAGCACAAAAGAAAUCAGAUUUCUUGAUGCAAUCUAUUUAUUCAUAGAGUCAAAUAGGCUACGGGAAUAACAACUAGAAUUUCAGUAAUAAAGGAACUAAGAGUUAAUACUUUAACUAAAUUGAAAAUAUUGAAGGUAAACUGAAUAAGAGGAAUGAGAAUAAUGAGGAAUAGUUAUAUCAUAAGGAUUAAAAAUAUCAGUAAUAGUAACCACAGUAUUAAUUCUCUAACUAACAAAAAUAUGAUAAAUCUCCACUUCAAACUCAAAGAUCAAGAGUAAAUUACAAUGAUAACUCAAACGCAGUUGAGAAGAGAAUCAUCGAUUUCAGCAAUGACAUUAAUAAAAUCAAAUAAAAUCAAAAGCAGAUGCAACCAUAGCAAGAAUAAGUAAUUGUUGCUUGGCCUUCACAAAGGAGUCAGGAAUCUGUAGAUUCAAGUGUAGUUCUAUGGCCUUCUCAGAGAUAAAAUCCUUUUUAGACAACAUCCAAAAUACAAGAAGAUAUAUUUUCUGACAGAUCUUAAGGAGCCUUUGAUCUUCCUUUUUCUUAAAGAACAGCAGUGGCAGAUAAGCUUUAAGCUCUUGAUCACAAUUCAAUCAAGCCUUCAUAAAAUAGGUUAUAAUUCAGAUAAGAAAUUGAAAAUAAUCAAAUUUAAGAAAGACAAGGUUGGGGAACAAAACCAUAAAUAAACAAUUAUAUGAAUGCAAAUUAAAACUAGCAGAAUCAUGAGAGUUUCGAUUUUAGCAAUAAUCAAAGCAGUGGUCAUUUGUCAAACAGGAAGUAACCAGUUAGAUCACCAAUAAAAAAGAAAUUUUAAGAAGAUUUUAGGGGUGUAGAGAGUGACUAUGAUAUUCAGCAGCAGAGAAAUUAGUUUUAUGAGGAUGAAGAGGAGGAUUUUUAUGAAAUUAGUAAUGGAUACAGGAAGUAAAACUCUUAAAAUGUAAGAGAAAGCAAGCCAGUGAAUAAUAGAAAUCAGCAAAAUAAAUAUCAAUAUGAUGAUGACCAGGAGAAUGAAUACAAUAGGGAGAAUGACGAUAGCAAUUACAGCAAAAAUUAAUCAUAAAAGCAGCAGUAAAAGUCAAUGGUCAAUAUAGAUGAUAUACCAAUCAAGCCUAGAAAAGCCAAUCCUUAUAGUAUUGAAGAAAUGCCCUUGAAACAGGGUAAAAAUCAAUCAACUACUAAUAUAGACGAAAUUCCAAUUAAGCCAAUGAAGAAAUUGCCUGUAUUUGAUGAUCAAGAAUUUUCAAAUGAAGAAAGACCUAUAAAAACUGUUGAAAGGUCUUAUAUUAGCAAUAAAAAUAACUAUGAUACUAACAACCAAAAUGAUAGUUAGAUAAUACCACCAAAGUAUAAUUUUGAAGAAAUGCUUGAAAAAGCUAUGCUAGAAUAAGGGGAGCAACUAGAAAUGACUAAGACUGUAAGACAGAGCAAACUUCAAAAGAGAUCUAAAACAGUUAGACCUCAUGAGGAUGACGAAGAUGAGCUUUUGGAUCAGGACAACUAAACAUAGCCUAAGAAGAAAGUUGAAAAGAAAGAGAAUCUAAAAAAGAGGCAAAAAUAUGAUCCGCGUAAAGCAAUUGAAGAAGCAAAGAAAAAGCAAGAAAAUGAUGACCAGAAACCAAAUAAAAGUGCCUUUCCAGAAGGAAUGCUCUAACCUGCUAAGAUAAUUGAGGAUAGAAUAAGGCCAUAAACUAGCAAACCCAGAACAAAUGAAGAUGAAGAUGUAUCACCGCAAGAAAAUAAUUAAAAAUAGCCCAAAAGAAAAACUUAGAAGUAGGCUGAGAAGGAGAAAUAGGAGAAAGUUGAGACUCAAUAGUAUCAGUAUGAUGAGUCUGCUACCACAUAGGAUCAGUCAUAGACCAAUACAAAUUAAGAUAAGUCCAAUGCUCCAAAGAAUUUCUUGAAAAGAAAGACUUAAGCAGUGAAAUUUCAAAAAUGUGAUUGGAAAGUUAAAUCAAGAAUUGAUUGCUGGACUAAUAAAGGGCCUGAGUAAAGAUCAAAUGGUUAAAGUUAAACUAGAAGAAAAACUUCAGCCCUCAGAUCUCCUAAAUAAGAGAACAAUUUAAAGUCUAAAUAGUAAUAAAUCUAGCUGCAAAACUAACAGCAGCAAUAAGCUUUGUAGUUACAAAAAAUAGAAGAAACUAGAAUACAGCCAAUGAAGAAGUUAUCGUAGCAGCAAGUGGUCAACACAGUAUCGACUAAUUAACCUUAAAUUCAUUAAAUACAGAUAUCAUAAAUACAGCUUUUGCAGCAAAAGUAGAUCUAAGUUUAAUAACAGUAGCAGUAACCUAAUAUUACCUAAAUAAAAGCUGUCAAUGAGCCAUUGAUCCAUAGUACAUUCUCUUAAGUACCCAUUCAUUCUAUUAAUAUGAUUCAAUAAAACUAGUUAAACUUAAUGAACUAGAAAUCUGGUGUAAGGCUUAAUCAACAGUAAAUGCCUCAAUUUAAUUAAUAAAUCUAGCAGCAUGAAUUAGAUGAUGAUACUAUUGAAAUUGAAAGCAUCCCUGAUGAAAAUGAAUAGUAUGAACAAAUCUAAUAGGAUUACUACAAUAUGCCUUUGCAAAAAUCGCAUACUCAAUAACUCUGGCCUGUUAAUAAUAAAAUUAAUAACUAAAUUACCGUUGGUGGAGGUAGUGCUAUCAUUCAAAACCAUUCGAAGCAAAUGGUGAUCUAGCCAGCUAGAAUUAUUAAUGACGAUGAAAUCAGUCUGAAUCCUCAAGAUUUGAAUAGAUCAUAGGAGCAUUACUAAUAGUAGCAACAAGACUUAAUGUUUAUGGGAGGUAAUUAGGGAACAUUUAAAAUGCAAAACUAUGAUAAGCAAUUCUAGCAGCCUCAAAUGAGUAGUCAGGUUUAUAAUUAAGGAUCCUAGAACUAUACCAAUCUCGUCAAUUAAUACAACUAAGAGCAUCAGUAAUAAAUUGAGAGUGAAAAUGAUCCUGUUACUCUUUAACUUGAAGAGCUUGAAAAGGUAUUCUAAAUGUUUCAUCCAAAUUAAUAAUCAUUUGGCGACUGUGAGAUUUAGGAUGAGAUUACUCGAGACACUCUGAUACCUCACUUGACAAUGAAUUCAAUGUUCUUUAACUGCUAUUCAGAUGAUAUUUAUGAUACUAUUCUUGAGGAUCUUAGGAAUCACUACUUCGCUUUAUGCAAUGAAUGA